AGAACUCACAACAGAAGCAGCAAUCACAGGAUCCCGCCAGCAUUUGAUAACAGCAAGCCUUAUGAAAGCUGGGAAAAUGAAAUUGGAAUAUUAACUCGUGUUACGGAACUGAAGAAGACGAAGCAAGCCUUGGCUGUUGCAUUGACACUUUCGGAAGGAGCGAGAGAGAUCGCGAUGGAUAUUUCGGUGGAAGACUUGAACAAAGAUGAUGGUAUGAAUAUACUAAUACAUACACAAUUCUGUUUUUUUUGAAGGAAGAAAAAGAUCUGAUUUAUCAGGCAUAUUCAGAUUUUGACAAAAUUUACAGAGACAACUCUAACAAUAUGGCUGAUUGUAUUAUUAAUUUUGAGCAAAAAUACAGUCGCAUGCGUAAUUACAAAAUGGAACCUCCUGGCCCGUAUUGGCUUUGAGCCAGGAAAUGGCAAACUUCACUGACCAGAAGCAACAGUAUAGCAAGCAUAGAUCGCAGAGUGACCGGGCAAGGGUACCAUUACCUGGCACAAGUUCAAUAAACAAGUACGGUAGGGGAUCAAAAAAUGCGGUAUGUCAAAGUAUUUACUACCAGACAAGAAAAUGUCCACAUAGAACUGAACAAGUUAGGCUCACUGAAGAAAAUAACAAAUCUAAAGAUGAAGAAGAAUGCCAUAUCACUCUGUUUGUGAAGGAAUCACUUGCUAAUGCAGAGACAUCUGAGGCAGAGAUUUUGAAGAUAGAAUCUCCAGGAUCUGCUGUUACUGAUACAGCAUGCGCACACACAGUAUGCGGAGAAAAAUGGCUUGAAAGCCGUGUAAAUGAACUAAACCAAAGUGAAGUGCAGACACUGGUGUAUACCGAUACAUCCAGUAACACAGCAUUCAAAUCUGGAGAUGGAAAAAUUGUACAUUCCACUGAAAGAGUGAGAAAGAGUAAGGGGAUGGGAGGAGAAGAUGGCGGCGUGAUGCAGUGCGCGUGGCUGCUCCGAAAUGAUAUCGUAUUUGUAAGUAGGUAUCGUGCACAAUCCGGAUUUGAUGGAGACAGACGUGAGAAGCACGGAGGAACAUCUGGAGUAACUUCUGAAAUGCCUGCUUCGCUGCUGCUGCUACUGUGCGAUCGAGAAUCUCCGGAGGGGAAGGCCCCAAAUCCUCGGCUUUGCCUGUUGCCGGGGCCGGGGUCGAAGCGCUCGGCAGAGAUGGUGCUCGGUGUCGGAGGGCUGGCCGGAAGCUCGAAGUUUUCAGACGGACUCAGAGUCGGACUGUGGUCGGGUGCUUCCAGGGUGCUGCAUCGGCAAGUUUGCGGCGCUGGAAGCUCAUGGCAGGGAGAGUUUUUCUUCCUUCUACUGUCUGCGUGAGAUGAUGGGACUUUCGAGAGACUUUGAGAC
Molecule: messenger RNA, 1357 nt
Organism: Mobula hypostoma (lesser devil ray)
Lineage: Eukaryota; Metazoa; Chordata; Chondrichthyes; Myliobatiformes; Myliobatidae
Exons: 2
Coding region: 419-1327 (302 amino acids)
Source: RefSeq, a predicted model, not a curated record